CUCCGGGCGGGCCCUGCUUCCCGCAGCUGACGCGGGGGUGCUCCGGACUGGUCUCGCAUCCCAGGCCACGCCGCACGCCCUGCUCACCCCAUCACGGCCUGGGGACCCCAAGACUGCGAGGGAACUACGCCAAGAGCUUCUCCGUUCACCAAAGAGGGGGAACGGCCUCAUCCCUCGGUGCCAACACCAUCCAUCCCUGAGGGCGCUGGACCCUGAGGUGGCCCGAGCUUCACAGGAUCACCGCCUUGGGAGGGGCGGUAACAGGCCUUCGCGCUGGUGUCUUACAUCAGCCAAGCAAACCAUGCACGCGAUCGGAGCCAACCACCUCCAGCGGGGUUUUGCCCCGGACUUAAGGUGCGCGGAAACCGGAGCAUUCAGGCCUUCCUGGGUGCCUCCCGAAAACCUCAUCAUGCCAGUGACACGACUGCGAACGGCGGGUGGCACAAGCCAGGGGCUUGGGAUGGGAGGGUUUGGAAACCUCGCUCCAAGGACGCCCUCAUCCAAGGAGCUUCGGCUCCUUCCUAGAAUUUCUGGAAGCACUUUUGGAGGGACCGAGGGCUUCCGGCCGGGCCCAGAGGAAUUUGAGCGCUUGCCAGGGCAGGCGGGAGCGCAGCCUGGGAGUGGAGAGGCUGCUGGGCCACAUUCCCGCCGAGCUUCCCCCGCUGGGCCCCAGCCCCGCUGCGGCGCCCUAGGAAGCACCUCCGAAAACAAAGCGCUGUGGUUUCAGCCCAAGGUUAAAGUCCACCGCGAGCGUGUUUUUCCCCCCCUCCGGAAUCUAAGAGCGAUAGCAUUUCUCCAAAUAAGCCGCCAAUAAAUCAGCUCCCGGGGGCGCCUGCUGAAGAGCCCUGGUGACCUUGGGGGAUGGUUUUUCUGCCUGA
This is a messenger RNA of Rhinopithecus roxellana (golden snub-nosed monkey), 878 nucleotides long. RefSeq lists its product as uncharacterized. The record is from RefSeq and is a predicted model, not a curated record. The transcript has 2 exons. Bases 302 to 814 code for a protein of 170 amino acids. Lineage: Eukaryota; Metazoa; Chordata; Mammalia; Primates; Cercopithecidae.